This is a messenger RNA of Gopherus flavomarginatus (Mexican gopher tortoise), 4155 nucleotides long. RefSeq names its product Sp4 transcription factor (gene SP4). Lineage: Eukaryota; Metazoa; Chordata; Testudines; Testudinidae. Bases 283 to 2622 code for a protein of 779 amino acids. The record is from RefSeq and is a predicted model, not a curated record. The transcript is spliced from 6 exons.
UCAGUGGGCGUCAGUUGGGCCUUGCUGGGCCCCGCCCCUCCUUCCUCCCGGCUGGCUCUGAGCUGUCAAUCAGGCGCCGGGCUCAGGGGCAGGCGGCGACGGCGGGCGGAGAGAGGCAGCUACGCCACAGCCCAGCGGCGGCCAUUCGUGGAAAAAUAGGCCGUCCCGCUCCUCCCAGCUCCGGCUGCGACCGGCCUUCUCCCCGCUACCCCACCCCACCCUCCGCCUCCUCCUCCUUCUCCUCCCCCCCAGAGCUGCGCCUCAGCGGGCCAUUAAUGCGGGAUGAGCGAUCAAAGGAAGGAGGAAACUAUGCCCACAGAGGGAGAUAAAUCUCCUGAGGCAGAGAACAACAAUAAUAAAAAAAGUAAAACUGGAGGCUCACAGGAUUCUCAACCUUCACCUCUGGCUUUGCUGGCAGCCACUUGCAGCAAAAUAGGGACGCCUGGUGAGAAUCAAUCAACUGGACAACAGCAGAUUAUUAUAGAUCCAAGCCAAGGUUUGGUGCAGCUUCAAAAUCAACCACAACAGUUAGAAUUAGUAACAACUCAGCUUGCUGGAAAUGCUUGGCAGCUUGUUGCUGCUGCUCCUCCUCCUGCUUCAAAAGAAAAUAAUGUUUCUCAACAAGGAUCUUCUAUUGCUUCAAGCACAGCAAGUCCCUCCAGCAGCAACAAUGGGAAUACAUCUCCUUCAAAAACUAAAUCAGGUAAUUCUGCUACUAACCCUGGACAGUUUCAAGUAGUACAAGUACAGAAUCCAAGCGGUAGUGUCCAAUACCAAGUGAUCCCACAGAUUCAAACAACGGAAAGUCAGCAAAUUCAAAUCAAUCCUGCCAAUGCUACAACUCUACAAGAUUUACAGAGUCAAAUUCAGCUCAUCCCUGCAGGGAAUAAUCAAGCUAUCCUCACAACUGCAAACAGGACCACUUCGGGGAAUAUUAUUGCUCAGAACCUGGGAAAUCAGACAGUUCCAGUCCAGAUUAGGCCUGGUGUUUCAAUACCACUGCAGCUGCAGACUAUUGCAGGUACUCAGGCUCAGGUUGUAACAACCUUGCCUAUAAACAUUGGAGGAGUAACUCUCGCAUUGCCUGUGAUAAACAACGUGGCAGCAGGAGGUGGUUCUGGACAGGUUGCCCAGACUGCUGAUAGUGGAGUUUCCAAUGGGAAUCAGGUAGUAACCACGCCUGUCACCACCGCUUCUGUUAGUACUAUGCCAGAAUCCCCUUCAUCUUCUUCCAUCUGUACAACCACUGCCUCAACGUCUCUGACUAGCAGUGACACUUUAGUAAGCUCGGCAGAGGCAGGCCAGUAUGCAAGCACAGCAGGCAGCAGUUCAGAGCAUACUCCUGAAGAACCUCAAACAACUGCCACAGAAUCAGAAGCCCAGAGCUCCAAUCAGCUUCAGCCUAAUGGACUACAAAAUGUGCAGGAUCAGUCAAGUUCACUUCAGCAGGUGCAAAUUGUAGGUCAGCCUAUUCUACAGCAAAUACAGAUCCAACAGCCGCAACAGCAGAUUAUUCAAGCCAUUUCUCCACAGUCAUUUCAGCUCCAGUCAGGGCAAACUAUUCAGACCAUCCAACAACAGCCUUUGCAAAAUGUUCAGCUGCAAGCAGUGAGUCCAACUCAGGUACUCAUCAGGGCUCCAACUUUAACGCCAUCAGGACAGAUCAGCUGGCAAACUGUGCAGGUUCAGAAUCUUCAAAGCCUUUCAAAUUUGCAAGUUCAGAACGCUGGGUUACCCCAGCAACUAACCAUCACCCCAGUGUCUUCAAGUGGGGGCGCAACUAUUGCCCAGAUUGCACCAAUGGCUGUUGCUGGUACCCCAAUCACACUGAAUGCUGCCCAGCUUGCUUCAGUGCCUAACCUCCAAACAGUAAGUGUUGCCAGCCUCAGUGCAGCGGGUGUUCAAGUUCAAGGAGUUCCAGUUACCAUUACCAGUGUUGCAGGUCAACAGCAAGGACAGGAUGGAGGCGUGAAAGUACAACAAGCCACAAUAGCUCCAGUAACUGUAGCUGUAGGAGGUAUUGCUAAUGCAGCAAUUGGUGCUGUUAGUCCUGAUCAGAUCACACAAGUGCAGUUACAACAAGCCCAGCAAGCUUCUGACCAGGAAAUACAACCUGGCAAGAGGUUAAGAAGAGUUGCUUGCUCGUGUCCUAAUUGUAGAGAAGGAGAAGGAAGAGGCAGCAGUGAGCCAGGAAAAAAGAAGCAGCAUAUCUGUCAUAUUGAAGGAUGUGGAAAAGUUUAUGGGAAAACAUCUCAUCUCCGGGCACACCUUCGUUGGCAUACUGGAGAAAGACCAUUUGUAUGCAACUGGAUGUUUUGUGGCAAAAGAUUUACACGGAGUGAUGAGCUGCAAAGACAUAGAAGAACCCAUACAGGUGAAAAAAGAUUUGAGUGCCCCGAAUGUUCUAAGAGGUUUAUGCGGAGUGACCAUCUCUCCAAACAUGUCAAAACUCAUCAGAACAAGAAAGGUGGUGGAACAGCCCUUGCUAUUGUUACUUCAGGAGAACUGGACUCUUCAGUUACUGAGGUUCUUGGCUCUCCAAGAAUUGUCACUGUUGCAGCCAUUUCUCAAGAUUCAAACCCAGCAACCCCUAAUGUUUCAACAAACAUGGAAGAAUUCUGAAAGGAUCAUUUAUACGGACACCUAGUGCUGCACUUAAGUUUACAUACCUUUCAUGAUAUGGAAGUGGGCUGGUAAAGUGGAUUACAGAGCAGGAAAUCAUGUUUUCAGUCUUGACUUCUGUAAGUAUUCCAAGUUGGAGGGUCAGCAUGAGAAGUGUACACUGGUGCAACAAGACAAAUUUUCAAAAAUACAAACAGCGCAAAUUGACAUACUGGGUAAACAGUUGGGGGAAUACUGCUUCCAUACUGUACUUUUUUAGUUAUGUGGCUCUAUAUUAUAUAAUUGUUUUAAAUGCAAAUUUCCCCUCUCUUUUAGCAUUUGUGUGUUGUUGUGUUUGUAAAAUCAGACAAUAUCAAUAUGACAGGGUGGAUCUUGGUUAGGAGUGUUGUCAUUUGGAGAUACUUUGUUUAUAAUCUGAAUCUGUAAUAUUUUCAAGGGAACUUCUUUUCCCAUAAGGCACAACAAAAAUGCAUAAGAAUUGAGUGGUAAUUAUUUCUUUGCUCAGUUCUGUGGAAUCUGUAAGUUGAUUUUGGCCGUCUUUUCUCAAGUUUAGAAAUUAUUCAAAUAGCAGUUGAAUUUACAUGCUGCAAAGCAGAUCUGAGGUGCAGCUCAGAUAAUUUUGACCACUACAUUAUAGUAGUGUGUAUAAAUGACAAUCACUGAACUCAGAUUUCUCUCUUUCUUUGGAGAAUUAAGAGAUAUUUAGAUUUAAUGUAUACAUUAGAAAAAAUUAAACUACAGAAAUAUAUUAACAUAAGAUUUUACAGAAUUAAUAUCUUUAUGUAGGAUAAUAAUAAAAUAUGGAAACUUGUGUGUUUAAGUUUUGAUAUUCCAGUUCAUUACAUUUUAAGAUAUCAGGAAUCCAUUUGUUAACUUGAGUCACAAAACUCAUACUUUUGAAUAUUUAAAUUUUAUGGGAAUACUUGGAUAUUGAUUGGACAACUGAAUUGUUUAAUGAGUGUUGUAACUCAUUCUCCAGUUCUGUCCUGUAUAUAUAAAUUAUUAUAUUAUGGUGAAGGUGAAGAAUUCUUUAUACUUUGACUAAACAGCCAAAGAAAAGGACAAAUUAUGACAUUUUAACAACAAAAAAGAUAAUUGUAAAUUAAUGCAUUUUUUUUCUUUCUCUUCCUCUAAAGAUUAAUCAUCUUAUUUUCUUUCCAAUUGUAAGUGCAUAGGCUGGUAAGGAAUAUCCACCACCCAUUUUCUUAUAUGAUCAAUAAUUUUGAGCCUCCAGCCACAAGAGAGACUGGGGCAAAAAGGAAUAUAGGUAUCUUUUUAUCAUACAGCAAUUGAUUUAAAAGGUUUUAUUAUAUUUCCAAUAUCUGUUAACUUAAUAGAACAUAAUUGUUGGAGAAAUAAAACAACUGAGCAUUUUUAUGUAAAAACUCCAGUGCAUACAUGGAGGAAGGAUGGCCAAAUAUUUCACACUCAGGAUUUUGAAUUGUUUCCCAUAGGCGUAAAUGGAAUGUUUUACAAAUUUAGCCAUUUGGUAUCUCAUGACAGUCCAUUUGUUUAAAUUUAUACAUCAAAAUA